Penicillium chermesinum is the source of this 1683-nucleotide messenger RNA. Its product is annotated as MDM34 family protein. Gene Ontology annotation, molecular function: lipid binding. Lineage: Eukaryota; Fungi; Ascomycota; Eurotiomycetes; Eurotiales; Aspergillaceae. Bases 1 to 1683 code for a protein of 560 amino acids. Gene Ontology annotation, cellular component: ERMES complex. Gene Ontology annotation, biological process: phospholipid transport; mitochondrion organization. The record is from RefSeq and is a predicted model, not a curated record. The transcript is spliced from 2 exons.
AUGGCGUUCAACUUCAACUGGUCGCCGUUGAUGGCAGACGCGGGUUUCUACACCCGCGCCCAGGAGCUGCUCACUGCAGCCUUGAAUAAAUCUCCGAAGCCCCCGAUCAUCGUCGAUGAUAUUAUCGUCACUGAGCUGAAUCUGGGCUCGAUGCCGCCGGAUCUGGAAAUACUAGAGAUCGGCGACCUUGCAGAGGAUCGCUUUCGUGGCAUUUUCAAGAUGUCCUACUCGGGCGAUGCCUUUUUGACGCUGAAGACCCGGGUCCAGGCCAAUCCACUCAAUACCUACUUGAUCACGCGACCUUCUUUCGCAUCGCCGCAACCGCUCGCUGCUGCGACCCCGCUUACAAUCCCCCUCCAAAUCACCUUGUCCGAUUUCAAGCUCUCUGGUUUCGUAGUGCUUGUAUUCUCCAAGCAAAAGGGAAUUACCGUCGUCUUCCGAAAUGAUCCUCUCGAGUCGCUCAAGGUCUCGUCGACCUUCGAUUCCAUUCCGUUUGUGCGCGACUUCCUUCAAAAAGCGAUCGAAGCGCAACUGCGUAUACUGUUCAUGGAUGAACUGCCGGCUAUUAUACACCGAUUAUCACUACGAUUAUGGGGCCCGGAAGGUCGCACCAGCGACGAAGAACAGACACCAACUGAUAAUACCGAGCAACACGCGGGCGAUGGCCCCGGCCAAGAUCCUCUGGCUAGUCCGCCACAGGACCCAGUGGACUCCCUUGGAAACGCGCUAAAUGAAUCGGAGAUCGCUUCCUUGUCACUUGAUUCCUCUGUCGAAACCCACUCGCUUUUCUCCCAGAAGAAUUUGCUGCGCUUGGCCGCGUUGACCGAUUCCCAGCGAACACUGUCGCUGUUCACCCCCGCGAUCUCGCAAGUAGUGUAUCGCGCCUGGAUGUCUCCUUCCGAUCUCAACGACUUUUCGGCUAGUGUCGUCUCUCCUCUUAGCCCCGCUUUGUCUCGAACACAUUCGCACGUAGGCAGCCUGGCAUCCUCCGUCAAUGAGGGUGCCAGCACUGUCUCCUUAAGUCGGCAUUCCCUCUCUGGUCAUUCUUUCAGCAGCUAUGGGCUGAACCUCGCCUCUGGGCGGCAUUCCAAAUCGCAUUCCCGCAGACGCAAGAAGCGCGUCGUCGACCUCCGCAAACCUAAGACGACCGAUGACGCCAUGAGCGUGAGCGACGACGGUUCCCACACUGAGUCGUCUGCGCCGCCUUCGAUUUAUUCUGCGCCUCUGCCAGUUGUCAACGAGUUGGCCGAUGAUCCCGUCACUCCUCCGCUCUCCCCAGAGACGGACUCGCACCUGCCAAGCAUCCCCGAGCGACACCGUGCAAGCCUCUCCCGCCCGUCCUUGCGCCGUUCCAGCGUGAUGCCCAGAGAAGAACAACCUUACGCAUUCGAAACCAUUCGCGCUUCGAGGCAGCCAGACAUAGAUGCCACACCACGCCCUGCACGUCACGCUUUCAGCGAUGAGAAAGCCGAUGCGGGACCCUCUAGAGGGCCCUUGCCCUCCACCGUCCUUCCAUUCACCCAGGACGAGUCCAAGGACCAUGUUGACCCGGCCCUAGUCGAGCGACUAGCUGGCGAGAUCGCCCGUCGUAUGCGCGACGAAAAGCUCAUGGCCAGCAACCCGUGCAGCAAUUUCUGGACUCGUCCCCAAGACGAUGCUCCUCCUCCAGCCUAUGGCCACUAG